This is a messenger RNA of Diorhabda carinulata, 1494 nucleotides long. RefSeq names its product threonine aspartase 1. Lineage: Eukaryota; Metazoa; Arthropoda; Insecta; Coleoptera; Chrysomelidae. Bases 333 to 1379 code for a protein of 348 amino acids. Gene Ontology annotation, molecular function: threonine-type endopeptidase activity. The record is from RefSeq and is a predicted model, not a curated record. Gene Ontology annotation, biological process: protein maturation. The transcript has 6 exons.
CUACUAAUGCAUCCUUCAGAAUUGGAUACUGACCAGAUCAGAUUUAGAGAUCAAAAAUCAUAAAUCCAGUAUUUUCAAAGGAACAUAAAUGUUGAUUUUACAAAACAGCCAAGCGAAUAUUGAGUCAUAACUGCUGUCACAAAAAUGUUUAUAAUCGUACUAUAGUAAAAAUAUGUUUAAAAUUGUAAAAAAUAAUAACCGUCAACUGGAACAUAGGCAAUACCAUAAACAUCAUUGUCAUACACGAAGUUGAAAAGUAUUUAAACAUCAUAGAAAGUAAGGUUAGAAAAACAAUUGGAAAAAUUUGAAGCUGAUGAUUUUUUUCAAUAAAAAUGGUUGGAAUUAUAGCCGUACAUUGCGGAGCUGGUACUCAUAAUUCAGAUCUUUUUAAAGAAUACAAAAGAUUAACCAAUAAAGCUUGUUUAAAAGCAAUACAAGUGCUGGACAAUGGUGGAACUUCUUUAGAAGCUGUAAGAGAAGCAGUUAUGAUUUUAGAAAAUGAUCCUUUAACAAAUUCUGGCUUUGGUUCUAAUUUAACAUUAGAUGGUAUAGUGGAAAACGAUGCGUCAGUAAUGGAUGGUAAAACUCUCAGCUUUGGAGGCUGUGGCUCAAUCAAAAGAGUGAAAAACCCCGUGGCUUUAGCAUAUGAUUUAUGCAUUAAACAAACAAUAGAUUUACCUUUGGGCCUUAUACCACCUUCUUUGCUUGUAGGUGACGGAGGAUUAGCAUAUGCAAAAAAAAUCGGCUUGCAAAUUGUUAAUCAUGAAGAUUUGGUAAGUAGAAAAGCUAGAAGACAAUUCACUAGAUAUAAAAAUAUGUUAGAUCGGGUAGUACAACAGAGACAAUUAGAUACAGUAGGAGCUGUAUGUGUUGAUGAAUAUGGAGAAGUAGCAGCUGCUUGUAGUUCAGGUGGUAUACUUUUAAAGCGUCCUGGUAGAGUAGGGCAAGCUGCUUUGUAUGCUAGUGGUACUUGGGCGGACAGUUCUGAAAAAACCAAACAACAUUCAGUAGCUGUUUGUACUACAGGUUGUGGUGAACACUUAGUACAAACACUUCUUGCCAAGGAAAUUGCUGAUGAUUUAAAAAGUAGUACAUAUCUAACAGAGUGUCUUCAUCAGACUAUGAAUGAUAAAUUUUUACGAUCAAAGCAUUUGCAAAAUGUGCGGAUUAAGUUAGCUGGAGCACUGGUUUUGCAUAAAGAUAAAACUACAGGUGAUGUAGUAUUGCUUUGGGGACAUAGCACCCAUUCUAUGUUUGUUGGAUAUAUGGGAACAGAAGAUGAAGAGUCAAAGGCUUUAUUGUCUGUUCUUCCAGAAAACAUUCAAGAAGGUGCAGCUGUGAAUGUAGGUGGGUCAUAUUACCAAAACCGAUAUCGAUAAUAACAAAUCAAUUUAAAAAAGACUGCAUUUGUUUCUUGUUGUAAUUUACCAAGAUACUACUUGUGAUAAUAAUUUAUAAGUUGUUUACGUUGUUUGUGUAUUAAAAUCGAAAAUC